Molecule: messenger RNA, 3036 nt
Organism: Pseudophryne corroboree (corroboree frog)
Lineage: Eukaryota; Metazoa; Chordata; Amphibia; Anura; Myobatrachidae
Gene: SMAD1
Product: SMAD family member 1
Exons: 7
Coding region: 422-1816 (464 amino acids)
Biological process (GO): regulation of transcription by RNA polymerase II; transforming growth factor beta receptor signaling pathway; cell differentiation
Cellular component (GO): heteromeric SMAD protein complex
Molecular function (GO): DNA-binding transcription factor activity, RNA polymerase II-specific; RNA polymerase II cis-regulatory region sequence-specific DNA binding; I-SMAD binding
Source: RefSeq, a predicted model, not a curated record
UCUCUUUUAAGACGGGUCCCUGGGCGGCCGUGCGCCGUGUGCUGGAGGCUGCGCUUUGCAGACGCUCCCUGCUCGGGGUGUGCUAUUGGCAGUGGGGCGGCUCCGACUCCCUGACGCCAGUGAGACCAGAUCAAUCCAGGCGGCCGGGAAGAGAGGAGGAGGAGGGCGCCUCACAUCCCGGGCUGCUGGAGGCAUGCGAGCCGCUCGCUGCAGCGUCCCCCACCGACCAGCGGCGACCCCGUGACUGAGCGUCUGCCUCGGAAGCAGAUGCUGCUGGUCUGCUGGGAACUACAGGCUGUGACUUCUGCGCUGGAAAACCACUUCUAAUUGAGAAGCAAGUAAAGGAAAGACAAAUCUAUUCAUAACUUUGGAACAGGCCGUGUUCUGCUUCACAUCUGUGACCUAUUCUGUGCUAGUCACAAUGAAUGUGACCAGCUUAUUCUCCUUCACUAGCCCUGCAGUGAAGAGGCUGCUUGGCUGGAAACAGGGAGAUGAGGAGGAAAAAUGGGCUGAAAAGGCAGUUGAUGCUUUGGUGAAAAAGCUGAAGAAGAAGAAGGGUGCCAUGGAGGAGUUGGAGAAAGCACUCAGCUGUCCUGGGCAACCCAGUAACUGUGUCACUAUCCCCCGCUCCCUGGAUGGCAGGUUACAAGUCUCUCACCGAAAGGGCCUUCCACAUGUCAUUUACUGUCGAGUGUGGCGCUGGCCAGACUUGCAGAGCCAUCAUGAACUGAAACCCUUGGAGUGCUGCGAGUAUCCGUUUGGCUCUAAACAGAAAGAGGUCUGCAUUAACCCUUACCACUACAAGAGAGUGGAGAGUCCUGUUCUUCCUCCAGUUCUCGUUCCAAGGCAUAGCGAGUAUAACCCACAGCACAGUCUUCUGGCUCAAUUCCGUACCAUGGAGCCCAGUGAGCCACACAUGCCACACAACGCCACUUUUCCAGAUUCUUUCCAGCAGCCAAACAGCCACCCAUUUCCUCAUUCGCCCAACAGCAGUUAUCCAAAUUCUCCUGGCAGUAGCAGUACUUAUCCUCACUCUCCGGCAAGCUCUGACCCUGGAAGUCCUUUCCAGAUCCCAGCGGAUACUCCUCCUCCAGCUUAUAUGCCUCCAGAAGAUCAGAUGACCCAGGACAACUCUCAGCCAAUGGACACAAACAUGAUGGCACCUCCCAUCCCUCAAGAAAUAAACCGAGCCGAUGUUCAAGCUGUUGCUUAUGAGGAGCCAAAACACUGGUGUUCUAUUGUGUAUUAUGAGCUGAACAACCGAGUAGGAGAAGCGUUCCAUGCCUCCUCCACUAGUGUGUUGGUGGAUGGCUUCACUGAUCCUUCAAACAACAGAAACAGAUUUUGCCUGGGGCUCUUGUCCAAUGUUAAUCGCAACUCUACUAUUGAGAACACUAGGCGGCAUAUUGGAAAAGGUGUUCACUUGUACUACGUUGGAGGUGAAGUGUAUGCCGAGUGUCUGAGUGACAGCAGCAUUUUUGUUCAGAGUCGGAAUUGUAAUUAUCACCACGGAUUUCACCCAACCACAGUCUGUAAAAUUCCCAGUGGCUGUAGCCUGAAGAUUUUCAACAACCAGGAGUUUGCCCAGCUUCUGGCCCAGUCUGUGAACCAUGGUUUUGAGACAGUCUAUGAACUAACAAAGAUGUGCACUAUCCGGAUGAGUUUUGUCAAGGGUUGGGGUGCAGAGUAUCAUCGCCAAGAUGUUACUAGCACCCCCUGCUGGAUUGAGAUACACCUGCAUGGCCCACUUCAGUGGCUGGAUAAAGUACUUACUCAGAUGGGUUCUCCCCAUAAUCCCAUCUCCUCUGUCUCCUAAUCGGAAGCGGACAUUUCUGGAUGUUACAGAGCCAUGCAUGUACAGUACUUGAAGGAUAUGCAUCAGACACAUGUACUGGCAAAGGAGGCAAUGUUUUUUUUUUCCAUGUGGGAGCCUCUGAUACUUGAUGUUUGUGACCAACUUUUAACAUGAAAAGGGGAAGAGGGUCCCUAAUGAGACAUGGCAAAACCUUCACAGCAGCUAAUGCUCAAAUUUUUUUUUUUUUUUUUUUUAAGUUUAGAGUUCACGGUAUAGCGUUGUAAUUUAAACCGUGCUGUGUAAAGUAUUAACUGAAGCAGAUUGUCUCCUGGCUGUAUACUAGACAUGAGAUUUUUGUACAAACUGCGUUGUUCUAGAUUGGUGACGAUAUCAGCACUUGGUAUUUCCAUAGUGGGAAUAUUAAAGUAAAAACGUCAUUGGCUUUCAGCUAUUUAAAACACAGUUUAAUAGUAAACUAACUUGUCACUACUUAAAUUGUGUGCUGGCCAAUCUAUCGUAAAGAUGUUAGGCAAUGCUCCUUGCUAUUUGUACAGUGUUUUUAUAUAUAAAUAUAUAUCCUCCUUCCGCUCCCUUUCCUUUCAUUAGGAGGCAUAAAGAAUAGUAAUGAUGAAAUAGGUGGUUUUUGAUGUCUCCAGGAGGCUCAAUAGUGUAAGAAAUGUUAACAUCUGAGCACAUCUUAGAGGGCCUUCUAUAACCAUCUGCCUAUGUCCUGUACCCCUUUCAUUUUAUACUUUCUGCAGUCUGAAUACCUCUCUGCAAAUUGCAGGUCUGGAAAACUGAAUAAAGUGUAAACCUGUUUCCUCUUUGCCGUACCGGCCAAGGUUCCUUGUCUUUUUAAUAAUCUAGCUUAAUGUGCUUCACUGUCUGCUAAAGGACUUGCAAUGUAUUGUCCCUCUUCCAUGUAUUGUAACACAUUUGCAGUGUCCUAGAUCUCCGCUUUAAACUCUAAUGGUAGGGGGACUAAAAUAUUGCACCUCCUCUAGUACCUGACAGUCUAAACAAACUUCUGCUGAGCUUAGAAAUUGGAUUAAUUAGAAAUGACAAAAUCCAAGGUUUACUCACGUGCAGACUUGUUUCCCUUUUUUAUGAUGUUACUUUUUUUGUACAAUUUUGUUUUUCUUUUAUAUUCACAGUUAAGCUGUAGUACUUCUCAUAAGUACUUUUAUUCCAAAUCUAGUGGACAGUCUCUACUAGAAGUUUAAAUAAACUAUUAUUGCUUA